CGGAGGGGAGUGGGUUGAAUGUUGUCAGAUCAGAUGAUACACAUUCACAUUGUGCACCUAAAAGAAUUUGAGGGUUAAGCGUCAGAUCUCUGUUUACUUUUGUCAAAUUGGCGUCAAACUACGUUAAAUAUUUAGGAGAAAAUGCCGGCGCCAGUUUUAAUUGACGUUAACCUUAAAGAUGUGCUGACUGCUUCGAUGUGCUCUCAUCUUGCCAUUGAAUUUUUUAAACAUAUUGCCUAUCAAAGACAGCAGCUUCCAUUUCCCUACAAACAGCUUCAGUCUGUCAUAAGAAGGAAAGACACUUUAGAAACUAAUGCGGACGAUCAGCCUGUUGAUAACACGUCAGGUAGGACGAUUCAUCGGAGUUGUCAAGUUGUUCAAGCAGAGACUGAAUUUAAGAAAGUGAAGGCAAUAAUGGAGUCAAUGCAAACAGCAUUUCAGUGCCUCGAAGAAGAAAUUUGUAACGCAAAUGGUAUGGUUGAGGAGGUGGCAAUGAUUCUUGGUGCCACUCCACUUAGCCCUAGAGAUGUCUAUAGAUUCCAGUAUCCUCCUCUCCUUCAUGGUCAUCUUGAUUCUAAGCAUCCACAUCAAAGCAGUUUGCUGGAGCUUUUUAGAUGUUUAAUAUCAUCAGAGCAGCUCCAUACUUUCUUUAAUCAGCCCUUAUCACCUACAAAUAUGUAUUUAUUCUUACGUAAGAAUAAUACAGAUCUUGUCUCAUGUGGGUUCUCUCCUAAGGAGCGGUACAAUAUUCCCAUGAGUGGGAAGCAUGCUAUAAUUAGAUUGAUGCCACCUACUAGUUUGCCCAAGUGUAUUUGUGGAGGUACUAACAUAUUCAGUGACAAACCUAAAGAUCAGAAUGACUCGCAUGUUGAACACGUCAUCGAAUCCAAACCUGAUGAGCCUCAAGGUUUAUUGUGGUUCCAAGCACAUCAUACCUUAAAAGGGUUUAAAGAUGUCAAGAUUAAUGGUACUUCCGUAUCUACAGUUUGGUUGCAAUCCAGAUGACAUUAGAUUUCAAAUGCCUUCCAUGGGAUUUGUGAUAAAUUUCUUCUUAUCUCUUAUUUGAAGAAAAAUUUUUGAGUGUUUCUGAAUCAAGCUUAACACAUCAUAAAUGGUAUGCUGUUGUAUUUUCUACUCUUUAUUUUUUUGAAAACCUUUUCUUAUUUUAAGUGUUGGUUUUCUGUAACUUAUUUUUUUUAUUACUUUCCUCUCAAUUUGUUAUGGGUGGUUCCACCAUCUUCUGUGAGACUGAACUGUGAAUGUAUUCAACUUAUUUUGCCAUCCUAUUCAACUUUUAUUCUUUACCCAGGCAAAUUUUAGUAUUUAUUUGGACUUGUUAAAACUGUUCCUUGACAGUUCUAUCAAUUAUAAUGUUAAUAAAUUCUGACGAUGUGGUUAUCAAA
Messenger RNA from Frankliniella occidentalis (western flower thrips), 1403 nucleotides. RefSeq names its product MAD2L1-binding protein. The record is from RefSeq and is a predicted model, not a curated record. Gene Ontology annotation, cellular component: nucleus. Gene Ontology annotation, biological process: regulation of exit from mitosis. Bases 142 to 1005 code for a protein of 287 amino acids. Lineage: Eukaryota; Metazoa; Arthropoda; Insecta; Thysanoptera; Thripidae. The transcript has 4 exons.